AGACUGGUGGUCUGGAUGGAUCGUGUGUCUUAAAAUGAGUGGCUGCGGGCCUGCAGCUGGAUACUAUAGAUCGCUGCAGGGCAGUGUUUCAUCUUUUAAGACAAGUUGCUAAAAAUAAAUAUUUAGCGUUAAAAUGCUUCAUCACUGUCAGCUGGUAGAAAUUUAUAACAGACAUUUGUACAGAAACGUUGCAUUAUGACAUUAAAUAAGCACGCAUUAAUCACAAAUUAAGACGUUGACAGUGUUGCGCAGCGUUGUCCAUUUUGGUUGGUUUGUUUUUACGACCUGUAUCAACAACAGCAUGCCUCAGAUGUCUAAGCAACGUGCUCAGGUGCACACAUAGACCAUGGCUGUAAAGCAACAGGAUCUAUUGCGAGACAUGCAGAACUGCUUUAACCACCUGAAAGUUGAAGAGAAUAAAACAGAAACAGUCUCUGAAAGACAUCGCAAUGAGAGUAUUAAUAUUGGAUGUACGGAGUUUCCUGAUUACUCAGAAGAGGUCCGUUCGGUUCUUAAAGCUGGGUGGCUAGAAAAAACUCCUCCAAAUAGUGGGGUGAUUUACCAGCGCCGAUGGGUGCAGCUGGAUUCAGAAUAUUUGAGAUAUUUUCAGUCUCCCAAGGAGGUAUACUCUAAAAGGAUGAUAUCUCUGCGAUGUGUGGAUAAGGUGGUCGGUGUUGGAGAUCUGAAAUUUGAGCUUCACAGUCAGAACCGAACUUUCCUGUUCCGAGCGGACAAAACUGAGGAAAUAAAUGAUUGGGUGUGUUGUCUUGAAAAAGCUCUGAGUGAUAACAGAAACAGUAUUGAAUCAAGGAAUCUGUUCUUUAAGCGGGGAAGUGUGGAUUUUAGUUUCGAAGGCUACCUGGAGUUGAUGUCACCACGCAUCAAGGUCUACACGAUUAUAAGCAGGGACAAACUGUACCUUUUCAAGAACCGUGAGGAACAUUUUCAGGGUGUUGGUGUCACUGAUAUAGACAUGCGAAUGGCCCGAGUGAAAGAUGGAGGAAAACGCUCUUUCACACUCACUACUCCGUACAGAACAUUCAGUUUUUUAGCAGAGUCAGAGAGUGAGAAGCAGAGAUGGUGUGACUCUCUGAAUGAGUGUGUGAGUCGCUCUCUGUCAUGUGAUGGAGUGUGUGAAAGCUUGUGGCGUGUUGUAUCCAACCAACAAUGUGCGGAUUGCAGCGCUUUAAUGCCGGAGUGGGCUUCAAUCAACCUGUGUGUGCUGCUGUGUGAAAAAUGUGCAGGUGUGCACAGAAGUCUGGGACAGAACGUGUCAAAGGUUCGCAGUCUGAAGCUGGAUGAGCGAGUGUGGACCGAUGACCUCAUCAGGGUUUUUCUGCAGCUGGGUAAUGCUAAAGCAAAUACAUUCUGGGGAGCGAAUAUUCCCCCGAGUGAGAGUCUUUGCGUGAACGCAAAUGAUGAGCAUCGUCUCCAGCACAUCACAGCCAAAUAUGUGCAUGGCAAAUAUCGCAAAUACCACACACUCUACGGCCAACAGGAGGCGCUCGAUAGUGCUCUGUGCAAAGCAGUGCAGUCGUCAGAUUUAUUGGAGAUUCUAACAUUGCUGCACUGUGGGGCAGAUAUCAAGUGCCACACUGGUAUCCCAGAUUUCCCUACUCCACUGUCUCUGGCCAAACGCAGUGGUCAGUCUGCGCAAGCGGAGCUACUUACGCAGAACCUAAACACAGCAGAAUCUUUUGAGUCAGUGCUUAAAGAUGUAUCCAUCCAGUCUCGUCGUGGCUACCUUUUCAAGCCCGCCUCAUCAUCUCGGCCAAUCACAGAGCAUAAAAACAAAGCAGACUUUGCUCGGCGUUGGAGUUGUCUGGAGGGUGGAGUGUUUAGCUACUAUAAGAAUGACCAUAGCAAAAAGUGUGGUGGCAUGAAGACCAGUGACAUCAUCUGCCUGUCUGUUAACAGCCCAGGGAAACAUGUCUAUGAGCACACCUUUGAGCUGUACACUGAGGAAGGCCGAGGCUACCUGUUUGGGGCUGAUGAUGCUAACACUGUCAGAAACUGGAGCAAGGCCAUUUCCAUGGCUAUGUUACCUACUGCGCUAUUUGAUAUAUGUGGACCCUGUGAUCGUCUGGGCCGCCUACGCUGCGUUGAAGGAAGCCAUGGGAUUGGUUGGUUUUGCUUGAGCGGCUUUAAACUGCAUGUGUUACUGGAGAACACUGUACAAACAAUUGAUCUGCGCAAACUACUCUCGCUCUCUCACUCUGAUAGCGAUGGCUCUAUGGUGCUGGUGUGGAGGGGUGGAACCCUGCAUGUUCUGACUGACCGCAGACCUCAUUUUGUGGGCUGGCAGACCUGCAUACAGCAGAAAUCUGGCGCUGGAGAUCAACCACUUUCUCACCAGCAGCUUACAGAGCUUGAUGUACCGGUGACCAUCGACCGCUGCUUGGACCAUGUAACACGUUAUGGACUUCUGUCUCCGGGAAUCUACCGGAAGAACGGCGUUAAUUCUCACACUACUAAACUACUGGAGAGGUUUCACAAUGAUGCACGAAGUGUCUCAUGGAGCGAGUCAGACUUUUCAGUGGAUGAUGUAGCAAACACUCUAAAGAGGUUUCUCAGGGAGGUCAAAGAUGGAGUGCUGAAUGGCCAGGAUAACGCCAAGAGCUGGCUUAAAGCUGCAGAUCUGGAGGACAAAACUGAAAGGAUUUAUUAUUACCAAAAUCUCCUCUCAAACCUACCAAUUGUCAACCGAGCAACACUCAAAGCCCUCACACACCACCUGCUUAGUGUUCAGCAUCUGUCCAACGAGAAUCAGAUGACAAAAAGAAAUCUUGGUAUUGUGUUUGGUCCAACGCUCUUUCAGACCGAUGGAACAGAUGUCAAAGAACCUCGAGUGGUGGAGGAGUUGAUCCAGAACUACUGCAGUAUUUUUAAUGUUUCAGAGUCUGAACUACUGAGGCAGCUCAACUUGACGACUGCCGCCCUGAAUAAACACAAAUCCGAGAGGCCCUCGAGUAAAACCACGUCCAGCAUUAUUUGUGCUGUUGAUCUUGAGAGAAUAGAGGAGGGGUCGGAGGUGCUCGUUCAGGUUGGGGCAAAUAUGACUGCAGUUGAGUUGGUUUCUGAAGUUUUGGAUCAUAAAGGAGUUAAGCCGGCCAAUGAGGAUUUCUGGAGCUGCUAUGAGAUUCUAGAGAAAGAGGAAAUGGACCGAAUGCUGCACUACCAUGAAAAAGUGUCGCCAGUCUACUUUUCACCUGGGCUACAGUGUCACCUGCUGGUCAAAAAGAAUCACUACAUCAGCAACAUCUUGAAGUACCUGGAGAUGAUGGAGGAGAAUGUGUGUAAGAGCGGCACACUGCGUGUUUGUGAGGUUAAAAGUGAACGCAGCAAAAACUAUUGUAGUCGCUACUGUGAACUGUCUGGUACCACCUUUAGAAUGCACAAGGAGCUGCAGAAUUCUCCAUGUGAGAGGGAGUGGCCUGUCAAAGAGCUGAAAGUCUACAAUGGUUAUCGGAGCAAACUGCAUUCACCCACACCUUGGGGAAUAACACUGGCACAUGACAAACAACAAUGGUAUCUCUGCUGUGAUAAUGAGGAUGAGUUCAUUGAAUGGACAGCCACUUUCUUUAGCAUUCAGUAUGAUGGUGACAUCUGGCCCUCUCCACUGGUGAUGCAAUCUCACAACAGCUGAUUGUUCUGAGGGAAUGGAACUGUUAUACAGCAUCACAUAAAGGUGUUUACAAAUAGACGGUCACACUUGGAGAGUGAAACACUAGUAAUUGUGUUAUGUGAUUUGUUUUGUUUUCUAAAUUCAUUUUGAUCUGAUCAUCCCUGUGGAAAUAUGUUUAGUGAUAAAGUAACGUUACGCCAUAAAUCUGAAUUAUUCUGCUAAGGUGCAAUAUAACAGUUUUCUUUACAUACAGUACAUAAUUUAUUAACCUUAGUCAGCUAGAAAUGAAUGUGUAAAAACAGCUGCUUUUCUUAUUUGUGAAAUAAAUUGGUUUACUUUUUGUCAUUACACUCUAACAAUGCUGUUUUUUUCAACUUAUAGCUCAAAAUAAGGAGUCAGCUGAUGGGUUGAAACAACCUAGCCUUUUAGUACAUUUAGGGGCGGUUUCCCAGACAAGGAUUAUCUUAAAACAGGACUAGGCCUUGGUUAAAUUAGGAUAAUUAAGUUGUUUUAAAAACAUACUUUACAAAAAACAUUACUGUGUGGUUGGGUUGUCUGCUAACAUUACUCCUCCUUCAUACAUGUGUGUCAUGUUCACGCCUAGAGGAAUCAAAGCGUGACACUCACUGACAUGCAUUUUCGAGUGGACCGAAAAUCUGUUACACGCUUUGGCGUGAUACUGGGUUGGUGCAUCUUGAGACAAAACAAUCACAGUGUUAUAUUUUAAGAUAUGUCGGUGCAAGUUGUUUUCGAGGCAUCUCUCAAAUUUAAGUUAGUCUGAGACUAGAGUUAAGCCCUGUCCGGGAAACCGCCCCUUACUGUUUGUCAUCCCAUAAAUUCAUGAAUUUCUGUUUACACAAGACUGUUUAUACUCAUAAUAAAUGUUCUCUGCACACAUUUACAUAUUUUUUGAAUAAUGCCCUUUCAGGGGCGUACAUGGUCAUCCACUAUCUGGCCACCUCUGUUGUGCGAAGCAGUUUUAAGAUGCGUGUCGGAGUUUACGGAGUUCUGCGCAGAUCAUUUAGCAUAUGCACUGAAAGUAACGCGAGAACUUUACUCUCACGUUAAUAUGAAGUCAUACGCUGACGCACUGACGCAAACAGUCUGAGCGCUAUUAGCUAGUGAUGGGUCGUUCUUGAACGAUUCGUUCAUUUUGAACGAAUCUUUAAUGUGACUCGGGAAGAAUGAGUCGUCUCGGGGAGUGAUUCGUUCAGUCGCGCAUGCGCAUUGCGCAACAUUCUAUGGGUCCUGUACUGGAAUUAAUAAAUUAACUAAUUUCUCUAUCCAAAGCUGUCACGUCACGUGACAAAAGAACGAAAGACUCAAACCCGAAGACUUGUCAGAUAAGAGGUGUGGUGAGCUAAUCAUAGACUAAAGACCCAUGUAAACAAUGAAUUAAUCUUUUCUGUUUCUUAUAGCAUUAUAGUUUUGUAUUGUUUGUAAUGUGAUCAACAUUUGCAUAAGAAGUAGAUGUGUUAGGAAAGUAACAUGUAACAUUUAAAUUAUAUUUUGCUAAAAUGAACAAAAUGAACGAUAUGACUCGAAAAAAGAUUCGUUCAUUUUGCUGAACGAGACUCAAAGGUCCGAGUCAGUAAAAUGAUCCGAACUUCCCAUCACUACUAUUAGCUGAACAGCUGCUAACCUCUUUGCUUCAUGACAGUGUACUUGUCUGUGUACCAUGGAAGUUCAUCGUGAGCAGAAGGAUCAGGGUAGGGUUGCACCAGCCAUUCGUAAGUUCUUUCUUAAACGUGAACGUAAAGUCCACACUAGAGGCUUAGUAACUACUACUAGCUAGUUUGUAACUAAAUCUGUAAUCUGUAUGUUAUUCGGUUGCACCAUUUGGUCUUAAGGCAGAACGUAGCUAGUUCGUAAGCUCUGCGUAAAGUAAUACGUAGUCACAUAAUAUGACGUUUACCUUCAACAGUCCAAUAGCAGCCUUUAAAUUCGUGAGAAAAAUGUGUGUUGAAAUGUUAUGAAUUUCAAAACAUUCUUGAUUUAAACUUAUUUUACCUCACAUAAUAACGGUAAAAACGGUAUAUAGAAUACUACCUUUCAUGAAUAACAUAUUUAAAAGUAGAUUAAUAAACAAAUGCUGUUUAAAACAAUAUAGCCUACUUAAUGCAAUAAUAAGUGACAUGUAAUAUGGGUGAUUUCAUUUUACUGCCAACCGCCAAUUAAAUAAAAAGAUUAUUUCAUUUUGACGUGCAGAACAUAUGCAGAUAUACACACACGGAGGCGCGCUAGGACAGUUCGUGUUAGAGCAGUCAAAAAUUAAAUGUCAUCACAUAAUGUUCUCUAUUUUAAAAGGAAAGUGACUGUAAAUGUCAGCAUUAUCAUGUGUAAAUCAUUGAAGAAUGUCGAGUGCAACAAGAGCUUAUUCCGUUAGUUCAGAGAGUAUGCGAUUUUAUUCCUACAGUUAUUCCUGAUAAGAGGCUUCCGUAAAUAUUUAGUUUAUACGUAACAUUACGCUUCAACUCAAAAAUAUUUUGUAGUGCAUAAGUUGUAACUUAGUGCCCGUUUAAGUCAAAACUACAGUACAGCUGUACAGUACGCACAGCUGGUGCAGCCGGCCCCAGGUCAGUAAAAUCAGUCUUGUUUAACUGGAUUUCAUUCAUUAAUUAUAUUUUCGCGAAAGUUUAAGUUUGGGGUACUGCAAUGUUUAUUUUCUAUAAAAAAUGCUAACUUACUGCAAAUGAUAGCUAGCAAAUUAUUUUAAAAUAAUGUUAGCACAUGAAAGCAUUGCAAAUAAAUUGUUUACUUUACGUUCUUUGUGUAUGUUCUUGACCAGCAAACUAUGUGUAAUGAAGAAUUGGUGUACAUUACAGUAGAAGUUAAAGAAUUUCUGUCUGUAAGGAAUGGAUUUUUUGGUCACCCUAAUAAAAUCACUGGGUCUUAC
Triplophysa rosa is the source of this 6521-nucleotide messenger RNA. RefSeq names its product ArfGAP with RhoGAP domain, ankyrin repeat and PH domain 1a (gene arap1a). The transcript is spliced from 29 exons. The coding region runs from base 347 to 3646 and encodes 1099 amino acids. Gene Ontology annotation, molecular function: GTPase activator activity. Lineage: Eukaryota; Metazoa; Chordata; Actinopteri; Cypriniformes; Nemacheilidae. The record is from RefSeq and is a predicted model, not a curated record. Gene Ontology annotation, biological process: signal transduction.